AUGUCCCGCCAGCCCAAUCCUCUCGAGCGCAAAUUCAACCAGGCUGCAUUGGCUGCGCUAGACAAGAUCAUAUCCCAAAAAGAGAUUGACUGCCUCGGGCCCGAUCCUCCGGCACGCACUGCUGCCAUCAACUUCCUUCUGGGAACGGACAAUCCGUACUACUCCAGAACGGUCUAG
Molecule: messenger RNA, 177 nt
Organism: Dichomitus squalens LYAD-421 SS1
Lineage: Eukaryota; Fungi; Basidiomycota; Agaricomycetes; Polyporales; Polyporaceae
Exons: 3
Coding region: 1-177 (58 amino acids)
Source: RefSeq, a predicted model, not a curated record